AUGAAUACCGAUGCUAAUAGUGAGGACAAAGAAAGAAUUCAAGCUGAAUUAGAAUCAUCAUUAAAAAUAUUAAAUAAAUUAGAAUAUCAACAAAAAUAUCAUAAAAGAUAUAGAAAAGAAACACAACUAGGCCUAUUAGAAGCCAUUCUUCGCAUUGUCUCUCCGGAUGGGCAGGCAGAUGAGAGACGACGUUCAGAGACAUUACGAUCUGUCAAGACCUUGGAUCAACUCCAAGAAGCACUGGAACAAAUGAAUUAUAAACUAUCAUGCUCUGCCGCAUACUUUAGACUUAUUCCAAAAUGGCAUAAUACCGUAGAGGGAAAACGACAUGUUAAAACUGUAUCAGUGAAGCUUCUAAGGGCACAGAAUACAGCAAGAAGGGUGCAUGAAGAUACCCAAUUCUGUGCUGCUUUGAUAAGAAAUAUUAAAGAAAUGGUGUCAGUAUUAGGUCCCAGAAAUAUUUUAGUUGUAUCCCAAGAUGAUAAAGCACAAAUACCUCUUGGUUUAGCUGCGGCAAAUAAACAAGCACCAAUCCUAAUAAGGUUAAAAUACCGAGUGAAGCUUCCAGAUUACAACUGGGUUGUUGCUAAAAGGCAUAAACUGAUUCCAUCAGUUUAUGCAAUAUUAAAUGUGGAGGGAGGUAAAUAUGGAAAUUCCAAAGCAGUAACUUAUUCAGGUCCAACAUUUAUAAGGGUCUAUAGUAGUAAACAUGAUAGCAGUACUGCUUACUCACAUGAUAAAGACUUUAAUGAACUGAUGGUUGAGGAGAAAUUGCAUGAUUAUACUAAAAUGAAUGGCCAGCCUAAACCUGUAAUGGUAAUGCUAAGUGAUGGUGGUCCCGAUGAGAACCCUCGAUACAAAAAGACAAUUCAAAUAAUGAUUGAACAUUUUGACAAAUAUGACCUUGAUACAAUCAUUAUGGCAUGUUUCGCGCCACAUCAGAGUGCAUCCAAUCCAGUAGAAAGACGAAUGGCGCCCUUAAGCCAUGACUUAGCUAGUAUGAUCCUCCCACAUGAUACUUUUGAAUUGCAUUUGGAUUCACAGCUAAGAACAGUUGAUGAGAAAUUAGAAAACAAACCUCAUAGUAUUUGCGCAGCAAGCAUGAGUAUAUCCGAUAAUACAACUCACUUUAGUGGCUUUCUUCUCUCUGUAUUAAUGGAAAGAAAGUUAAUUCCUCCAAACACGAAUCUACAUUAUCUUCCUUUCAAUUGGUAUUGCCCAACUGUAAAUAAGUCAAUCAAUGAAUAUCUCUGCUCUUAUUGUAAAUGGUAUUUCGCUUUAAAAGGAGCUUUGAAAUACCAUACUCGAGGAUGUUCACAUAAGCAAUCAAAUUUACUUGUAGAACCUGAUACGGAUACUCAAGAUUUUCAGGCUAAUAAUAUAUCUAUUCAUAAUUAUCGGCAUAGUGAAUUCUUAGUUAGUAAUAAAAACCAUGAAGCAAUGUGGAUAGAUGAAGAAGUAAUACCAGAAGACUUAUCAGAAACCUAUCAUCAAGUACAAAUUCAAGAAGAAUUGGUUGCAGACAAAGUAUUAAUAGUUGAUUGGGAAGCAUGGAUACAGAGUGAAUGGACAAAUGAAGA
This is a messenger RNA of Dentiscutata erythropus, 1580 nucleotides long. The record is from the annotation of a GenBank genome assembly. Lineage: Eukaryota; Fungi; Glomeromycota; Glomeromycetes; Diversisporales; Gigasporaceae.